AUGUUUGGAGGAUUCGUCGCGUUUACGGUGUCAUCGAUGCUACUCGGCAUCCUGAUCGUACCCGUGCCUGCCCAGCUCGAUGGUAGCUUCUGGUGGAUGAACUCCAACCUCAUCAAGCAGGCAGAAGCGCUACGGGAAUCGAAAGAUGUCAAAGCGAUCGUAAUAAGCAAGGAUUCGGAGCUGGACGAGGUACGCGUUGGAGGAAACUCACUGAUCGACAGUGAUUCACCGGAUUGCAUAUGCGUACCGUUGAACCGUUGCCGCAAUCAACCGACCGGAAGGGAUGGUUUAUGCGGUCCGGAAAGUGUUUGCUGUCGACGGGCACAGAUAAUACCUCUUGAAUCAACUACUUCUUCGACAACCUUCACACCACCGACGACUAGCAUUUCCUCAACAAAACUAGAACCGGUCGAUAGCUUGGUUUUCGAUUCUGAUCCGGCACCUCCGAACCUGCCAACGGCCAUUCCAUUUCAACCGGUUUUAUUGAACGAAACGGAGCAUGAUCCGAGCCUGUUACUUGAGCUAUCCAAUCUAUUGCUAAGCCACAGCCUGGUGGAUACAUUCGAGCCGAUCGAUAGCAAUUCAUUGCCAGUUGAUAAAGUAGCUACAGAUGAAACACCGCAGACUGUAAGUUCAACUACACCUAGAAUACAUCCAACUGGAAGCUCCUUCAAUGCUAGUCGUGCGGCAAAUCAUUGUGGAAGACGGCAGCACUCAAUAAGCAGUCGAAUAUUCUUCCAAGAUGAGGAUGGCGAUCACUUAAGUCAGGUCCCGUCCGGGACGGUGGGAUUUAGUGAAUUUCCCUGGACCGUGGCUGUGUAUCAACUUAUAAGGAAUGGAUCCUUCGUUUACCAUUGUGGAGGAGCUCUGCUGAACCGAAGCGUCGUCAUAACGGCAGCACAUUGUGUGUCAAACAAUCGAUUGCAUCCGAAUCGUUUCGUCGUGCAUGCUGGUGACUGGGAUCGAAGACACACCCAGGAACGGCUUCCACACCAGGAGCGGACUGUAAGUCGAAUCGUGGUUCAUCCCGACUAUUACUCCGGUGCCCUGUUCAACGAUAUCGCUCUUCUAUUCUUCAACGAACCUUUCAACGACACUCUCCUGAACGUGGAACCGGUGUGUCUUGGCGGGUCUGAAGCUACCUUAACGCAUGAAAAUUGCUUCGUGACUGGAUGGGGUGGCUCUCCCAAAAGUAAUCGUCCGCAAAGCAUUCAACAAUUCAACAAACUUUCAAUUCUUGAGCGGUCCCUUUGCGAGACCCGGUUACAGAGGCAACCAACGCUGGGUUCCAAAUUUAAGCUUCAUCAAAACUUCAUUUGUGCUCAAGGUAACGGCACUGACGUGUGUCAAGGAUCGGGCGGUAGUCCGUUUGCAUGCGAACGGAACGGUCACUACUAUCUGCUGGGGAUCGUUUCAUGGGGAAUUGGAUGUGGCGAUGGAAUUCCGGCAGUACUGACCAACGUGGCGAACCUGAGCUCAUGGAUCGUUUCUCAGAAAGCACUUGUAUAAGCGUUAUUUCUCGCAAUGUCGACUUUCACCAAAAUU
Messenger RNA from Anopheles moucheti, 1545 nucleotides. Its product is annotated as inactive CLIP domain-containing serine protease A28-like. The transcript has 3 exons. Lineage: Eukaryota; Metazoa; Arthropoda; Insecta; Diptera; Culicidae. Gene Ontology annotation, biological process: proteolysis. Bases 1 to 1509 code for a protein of 502 amino acids. Gene Ontology annotation, molecular function: serine-type endopeptidase activity. The record is from RefSeq and is a predicted model, not a curated record.